Protopolystoma xenopodis is the source of this 660-nucleotide messenger RNA. Lineage: Eukaryota; Metazoa; Platyhelminthes; Monogenea; Polystomatidea; Polystomatidae. The record is from the annotation of a GenBank genome assembly.
AUGAAGGGGUCUUCGUCUUGCCGUGUUUCACAAAAAAGGUCUAAUCUCUUGCACGUCUUGCGCUGCCACCGAGACCACCCCUUCCUAAAUAAACAUGCAUACGUCUACUCCCUGCGAAACCAAGGCAUUACAGGCUCCAGUCUUCCCAUACUCAACUAUAAAUCCAGACGACACGCUCCUUUGAAGCUCAAGCGCCUCUUUGACCCGGACAGACUCUUCAGAGGUCGUAUGUCCGUUAAAGACGUGACGGAGACGCCAUUCACGAGGUCCUAUCCAUUAUUCCAAUUCUCUUUCAUUCAUUCCCCCUCCAUUCUCUCCUCCUCCUCUUCCUCUCUUGCUUCACAAGCCCAUGCAUACACCAUCGCAGGCACAAGCAGCAUAUUCGGCUCGACAGGUCAACGGCUCGAUGCUGAGAAUAGGGCAAAUUUGGAAGACGUGACUUAUCCUGAUCUGGUCCACUUAAGCCCUGACCGAGGUAUUUCCUCGAUCCAACCCAUCAUCGCGGUAACCACCCUCUCACCUCCCCCUGCCCCACCCCCUUCGACUGAGUCUCCGUUGCAUCCGUAUCGAUGUCGGCGUACAUGCCAAGGAGACGAGCUAACGCGACAUCACAUGCUGGCACUAAAUCAGUCCAGUCUCAUGUUGUCGUCGGCUCUGUAA